Beta vulgaris subsp. vulgaris (sugar beet) is the source of this 1523-nucleotide messenger RNA. Its product is annotated as abscisic acid receptor PYL4. NCBI's taxonomy places the organism in Eukaryota, Viridiplantae, Streptophyta, Magnoliopsida, Caryophyllales, Amaranthaceae. The transcript has a single exon. Gene Ontology annotation, molecular function: abscisic acid binding; signaling receptor activity; protein phosphatase inhibitor activity. Gene Ontology annotation, cellular component: nucleus; cytoplasm. Gene Ontology annotation, biological process: abscisic acid-activated signaling pathway. The coding region runs from base 372 to 1160 and encodes 262 amino acids. The record is from RefSeq and is a predicted model, not a curated record.
AAUGGACAAUACUAAAGUAUAAUAUUAUUUAUAGUUGCAAGUUGAGAUAGUUGAUUUUUUAAAAUUUAUUAGAAAAAAAUAAAAAAUAAAAAAAGCGCAAGUUUGAGUAGUUGGGUAGUACUAGUAAAAGAAAAGGGGCAAUUUCCUAAAACCACGUCCAAGUAUUAAAAUUGAUGCAACUUGCUCUUCCCACUUGCUUGUCCGGCGUAAUCUCAAUCUCGCCAGAUAAGAUCAUAAGAUCACCUUCCCUCUUCCUCAUUCUUUUCUCUCUUCCCUUUAAUCACAAAUCACACCCACCUCUCUUCUUAAUUUUCUCUUAGCUAGAAAUAGAACAACAUACAAUAUCAAGGUUUUAUUUUCAGCUACCAAAAAUGCAUUCUGCUCUUCAAUUUCAAACCUACACAACCACAACAACAACCACAACCAGUACAUUUGUUACCAAUAACACCAUAGUAGAUUCUACUACUAUUACUAUGCUACCUCUCAAAACCACUGCAGCCGAGAUGAAACCCUCGUUAGCUCAUGAAUUAGCGAAGGAACUUUCUCUCUGCUGCCCAUCUCCAGACAAAGAAAUGGACACCGUCGCUAAAUACCACAAUCAUGAAGUUGGUCCUAAUCAGUGCUGCUCAGUCGUCGUUCAACGAAUCGCAGCCCCUGUUGAAACAGUAUGGCCUGUAGUCCGUCGCUUUGAUGAACCACAGACUUACAAACAUUUUUUAAGAAGUUGUCGUGUGAUUGCUGGAGAUGGGAAUCAAGUAGGAUGUCUUAGAGAGGUUCACGUGGUGUCAGGUCUUCCAGCAAAUUGUAGUACAGAACGUUUAGAGGUACUUGAUGAAGAAUCUCAUGCUAUAGGAUUUCGUGUUGUAGCUGGCGAACAUCGCCUACACAACUACCGAUCAAUCACCACUUUACACCCCUCCACUUAUUACUCCGCUGAUGCACCACCUCCUCAUACUGGGACAAACAAGGGGAUUGGGACAGUAGUGGUUGAAUCUUAUGUGGUAGAUGUACCACCUGGUAAUACAAGAGAAGAAACAUGUGUUUUUGUGGAUACUAUUGUACGAUGCAACUUACAAUCCCUUACAAAGAUCGCUGAGAGAAAGGCUAAAUCAUGUUCAUCAUCAACUACAACUACAUCAUCAUCAUGUAAAGUAUCAUGAAUGAUUUUUGUUUUUUAUAUGUUUGAAGAUCAAUUUUUCUUUGUUCGUUCACUGUUGAUAUCCAGCAGAUAAUUAGGAUUUUUCUUUCUUUCCCUUAACUUUUGGGAGAGAGAUUGAAAAUAUGGUUACACUUACACCAUCAUCUUGUUUGGUACGAAGAACAUUUGCUCCACCCAUGUUAUUCGUCGUUAAUUACUGCCAUUUUCUGUACCUUUUUUUUUAUUUUAUUUCUUUAUCUUUACUGAUCGAUUAGUUUAAUGAAGAGAAAACUUAUUAAUUGGUGUUUCACAAAUUAAAGAUUCUUGAUUGUAUUUAUCAACCCAGACCCCAGAUGUUUAAAUACCAGUUUAUUGAUUAUUUUCA